AUGGGCACACGAGCUCCCGAUCGAGACAGGCUCAGCUGGACAUUCUUCGAGAUCGACGUUGGGAAGGAAGCCAAUGCAUGCGGAGGGACUGUUGAUUUCAGAGACGAGUCGAAGGAGUGGUACGAAGGUGCCCCUGAGCAGAUCGUUACCCCACCAUGGCCACAUGGAAAUUUCGGACCGAUGAAGCUGUAUGGAGAGGAGUGCACGUAUAGCGCUAAUGGCGAGAAUCCGGGGAUAUUAAAUUGCAAGAAUUUCCUCAAGGCAGCUUCAUACCAUCAAGACAACAAGAAGGAACAGGGCGCAGAGAUUGUGGGGCAUUGUGGAAGUAGUGCCGCAGGUAGCGAAGAGUACGAAGUGCAUCCAGUGGCUUUCUGCGAGUGGUAG
Messenger RNA from Trematosphaeria pertusa, 384 nucleotides. RefSeq lists its product as uncharacterized. Bases 1 to 384 code for a protein of 127 amino acids. The transcript has a single exon. The record is from RefSeq and is a predicted model, not a curated record. Lineage: Eukaryota; Fungi; Ascomycota; Dothideomycetes; Pleosporales; Trematosphaeriaceae.